ACAAAACGUCCGACUAUUAGAAUAAUGAUCGGCUACUUAAAUAUUGAAAGUAUUUAUAUGAAGGGAAACCUGUCUUUUGAAUAAGACUUAUUUCAAAAUCAACUCAUCAGAUUUGUGUGAGUUCUAAAGUGAACAUAGUCGAAUUGUGAAAUGGCUUUCUUCAAUCUUAUGAUGAAAACGGUGCUGACCAAUCUGGUCUCAUUAGAUAAGCCACCUUUGCUGAUAGCUGGAGGUGGUGUCAGCAUUAAAGAGGAACCUUUUUGGAAUACAAAGAAGAUUGUUGAUGUAUCACCUCCUGGUCUUCCUGUUUCGGUCGAUUUUCACUGGGAAAAACAAUUCAUAUACUAUUCUGAAAUGCCAGCUGGAGACUUAUAUAGGGUAAAACUUGGAGAUGAUGGGAGAGUAUCACCUAAAGAAAAUAUCAUCACUACUGAAUUAAUGGACUUUUCUCAAUAUGCUGUAGACUGGGUACAGGAUAAAAUUUUCUGGAUAGACAUUAAGAAGAAUGAUACUUUGUAUGUAUCAAAUCUUGAUGGAACAAUGACCAAGACACUGGCGGUUUUAAAUCGACUUGUCAGUAUCUCGAAACCGAUACUGGAUCCGUAUAAAAAAUAUAUUUAUUUUACUUCAAUCAAUGGAAUAGAGAGAAUAGGAAUGAACGGCCUGGACAGAAAGGUUAUUUAUAGCGGUAUUUUCUUCAUGGGAACAGAUGUAGGUUCCGAUAUGGCCAUUGAUUUCCAAACUGAUCGAAUAUAUUAUAAAGAAAAAAUGUAUUCUAGAAUUAGCUCGAUGAAAUCCGAUGGUACCGAUAACAGACAAGAAGUGAAAAAUGUUUACAAGAGUAAAUUUCUCAUCUGCUAUCAGGGUAACUUGUAUUACCUUGGUUCUUAUUAUGACAUGGACACAUUCAUGCGCUACAAUCCUUCAACCGGAAUGACAACUCAGCAAGACCUUGAACACAAUUUGUGGGAUUACAAGAUAUAUCAUCCGUUUGCACAGGCAUCAGGUACAAAUCCCUGUGGUAGCAACAACGGUGGCUGUACUCACUUGUGCUUACCUAAUCAUAAAGGAGAACCAGCGUAUACCUGCGAAUGUCCGGACAAAUAUGAGAAACAAGGCAGCACAUGUGUUGAAUCCCCCUGAUUAUAUUCCUUUGAUGUAUUCAUAUUAUCCCUUUAUCUAA
Messenger RNA from Mytilus trossulus (common blue mussel), 1183 nucleotides. Its product is annotated as low-density lipoprotein receptor-related protein 6-like. Gene Ontology annotation, molecular function: Wnt-protein binding; Wnt receptor activity. Gene Ontology annotation, biological process: canonical Wnt signaling pathway. The coding region runs from base 151 to 1143 and encodes 330 amino acids. The record is from RefSeq and is a predicted model, not a curated record. The transcript has 7 exons. NCBI's taxonomy places the organism in Eukaryota, Metazoa, Mollusca, Bivalvia, Mytilida, Mytilidae.